GGGAUGCCCCUCUCUUUAAGACUUCCACUAUGCCUACCCAAUCCUUCGCCCUAGCGAAUUGCAAAGCGACCAUCCGCAUCGAGCCCAAUGAUGAACAUCCUCGUGCUCUCAAGCAUCUCUUUAUGUCUGUAAAAUAUCCCAAACUGGGCGAGAUGGCGACUCUCACUGCCCUUCUGAUUAAUCGACGAGCAUAUGUCAACGGUCCGACUUUCCAUCAAAUCAUGGAUGAAGAGCACCAAGAACUAGCCGACUUCGCGACUACCUUGUUCGACAAACGUGGAUCGAUCAAGGAGCAGCUUGUAGAUCACGAGCACCACAAAGGGACGGGUGUUUGGGGUCGUGAGAUCAACAAUGGUUUGGUCGUGUACAUUUUUGCUGUUCAUGUCAAAGAAAAGUAUCGGCGACAGGGUGUUGGUAGAUGGGCCUUGCAACGUCUCUUCUCAUCCAAACACGUCGGAGCUCGCGAUUUUGCCAUUAUCUGGCCCUGGCCUCUGGCUCGUCGAUUCUCAAGUGAGGAUACCUCCAAUCAGACGAUGGCCGACGUUGUAGCUUUCUUCCAUGAGAACGGUUUUCGUAGAAUCGGAAGGACAAGUUUCAUGGCAUAUUCCCUUGACCACGCUCACCCUUCGCGUUCUCUUGCUAUCAAGGACGACGUCGAGAGUAAUUCCAAAUACGCCAGGGUGGAAGGUUCCCCGCUGCCCGAAAAUGCAAGCUUCGAGGAAAGACUUCAUCAAAAGGAGGUUAGACAAAUCCGCCAUGCACGGAAAUAUCCCCUGCAUCACGCCGUCAGCGACCUCACCCUCACAGCCGCACAGCUCAACGCUACCAUCAAAGACUUGCUUGAUGACAACCCAGACGCCAUACGUUCUCAGAAUGAAGACGGCUGGACUCCCUUACACGUUGCCGCUCGCAAGGGGAACGUCUACGCAGUUCGCGUGUUGUUGGCAUUAUUCUCCCCGGGUCCUCAAGAUGACCUUCCAAAACGCGACAACUUGGAAGGCACAAACCUGCUCGAGGGUUGCCAAGCUGCUAUGUGGGAAUCCAAGGUGUUUGCGGACACGUUCCUGGAUGGCGAAUGUAACGGUUUUUCGGAGGCGCUUCUACGAAUGGAAUAUAUUCUGAAGGUAGCGAGUGGAGGGGAUGUAGGGGGGCUGGACGAAGACGCAUAUACCGCCAUCAGGAAGUUCGGCUGUACGUGUAACCAAUGCCACGAAGGUUGGCUUUCUCCUCGGAUGCGCAUUCGUCUCAGGGCACAAGCCGCCUGGUUAGGCAAAGAUAUGGAGGACAACAUGCCAACCUUUGUUAAUGGCAAGCCUCUUUCAGGCAUGGCCAUCGACAUUGGACUUCCUGGUAUCAACUACGUGCCAGUCCGUCUCUGGCCACAAGCGACACAAGAUUUCUACAAAGGCUUCAUAAGAGUCCUAUACUGCAUCAAUAUGAUGCUCAGCAGCAAAAGGUCAUUGGUGUUUGAUGCUGUUUUCGUGCAACUACUUGCGAUCCAAGCCGACGAGGGUGCGGUGUACUUCCAAGCUGGAGGUCAGGUUGUUUAUGCACUGGACGCUAUAACGGCUAUAGCUGCAGCGAGCGCAAAUGGGUUUGCGGAGGUUUUGUGCGAGAGGAUUAUUAGUAAGAUAGAAGAACGUCAGGUUACGCUUCCCCCAAAAGAGAGGCUUUGGAAGGGGGACGAUGAAAUGGAACGAAUCCGGGAAGAGGUGCUUCUGGAGAUGGAUGUGAACGAGAAAGUAUCGGGUAUGUUUGAUAAAAGGGUGGAGCAACUGCAAGUCGAGGGGCGGAGGAAGGGAACGGUGAUGGACUAUGGUUACAGUACUGCUCCAAAGUGCGUGAACGACGAAGAGUUCGACCGUGUCAGGGAAAUGUUGGGGUUGAGAGCAAGCAUGCGGUGGGGCCCGUAUUCCCCCGGGAUAGAGGAGCCUAUUUUGUCGAUGGCGAUGGUGGACGACGAGACGGAGAGUGAAGAAGACGAGGAAGAGGAAAAGGAUUUUGAUAAGUCGAUCGACUGAAAGCGCAAGUGUUCUGUGACCAUACGCUGGUUGUCGUCAGUACAAUAUUCUUGAUGAAGCUACAAAUGCAAACGCUUACCUGACGUACCAUAUUAAUUGCGU
Messenger RNA from Somion occarium, 2123 nucleotides. NCBI's taxonomy places the organism in Eukaryota, Fungi, Basidiomycota, Agaricomycetes, Polyporales, Cerrenaceae. The record is from the annotation of a GenBank genome assembly.